GUCAUCGACGUGCGUCCCAGCCGGAUUGAGUAUUUUUGGACUGGACAAACGGUGAUGAUUGUGUACAUUAUCAUACAGCAGUGUGCUAAAGUGUCCCGUUUCACCGUAAAACCGGACAAGUGAAAAAACACGAGAGGGGCGUGAGUGAGUAACGCGGGGAGUUAGUUGACAUAGUCUGUGGGAAGUGGUUGAGACUGCUCUUUUGCAUCUUGCUGCUGUCAUCUUAAAUAAUGGAGGAGCCCCAUAUUCACUGCAUGUCCUGCAUAAGCAGGCGAUGCAUGGUCAAACCUGAGCCCGGCACUUCCUGUGACCUCAUCACCUGCCCUCUUGUAUGCGGCGCCAUCUUCCACAGCUGCAAGGCUAUUGAACACAAGCUGCUGUGCCCGCUUGAAAGGGUGCCAUGUCUUAACCACAGCAUUGGAUGCCCUUUUACCCUGGCCCGUGGCCAGAUGGCAGAGCACCUUGAGGUGUGUCCUGCAGGUGUGGUGUGCUGCACUAUGGAGUGGAAUAGGUGGCCAGUGAAUGAUGAGGAUUAUCGUUCAUAUGAGCGGCUGAGUCAAGAAGCAGAUGAGGUGGAGCAGCUUGACAUGGCGCUCGCUCUUCAGGACCAGCGCACCAUGUUAGCGUCACUAAAACUUGUCUCUCUGGCUCCCACUAGUGGCCCAGAGAAAAAGACUAAGGCAGCAGGACAAAGUGAAAAGCCUGGUCUAGACUCAGUUGCUCAGACUCCAUGCAUGCAGGUGGAGACCAUUGAGAUGGAGCCUACGGCUGGCUGUUCAAAAGACAAGAUUUCCAAUGGGAUUAAUGGUCUAAAAGAAGAACAUUACGGAGAGCUCUACCAAACCACGGUGGAGACAACCAAAAGCCUGGCCGCAGCUCUUAACGUCCUGAUCCACCUCAAUUCUUCUGAAACAGACUGCACAACCACUAAUGCAUCAGCUGCACUUCCGGAGCGCAAUGGGGAACUGCAUGAAAACGUGAGGACAAGAGAAGAUGCCGGGUUCAGCUGUGAUAAAAUAGCCAGCGGAGUCAAUGGCCUAAAGGAGGAUCUACAGCCUCAACAGCACCAAAAACUCAUGGAACUUGGCAGGAACUUGGCCUGUGCACUGGGUGCAUUAGGAGAUGUCGUCAAAGGCACUGAGCCAAUUAGUGGCUCAAUCGUUAACAAGAAUGGCAAGCUCAACCAGUCAGAAACUUCGGAGUCUCCAGAUGUUGAUAUGAAGGACGUUACAUCGGAGGUUGAUGCUGAGCCUGGGGCUGUUGGGGGAUUUGAUGAUGUAGAAACCACUUUAGAUGGUCUAGCUCAUGAGGCAGCAGGUGAGCAUUGCCCAGUCAUGUUAGGGGACAUAGAUAGGCAAGGUUUUUGUAAUGGCUCUCAUAGUAUUGUAGAUCACAUAAUAGAAUCGACCACAGAACACCAUCAAAACCCAGAGUCCCGAGGUUCUUGGGAGUUUGUUGGUCCAUUAAUUCCCCAUAGACCAGAGAUCAGACAUGACCAACAUGCUUUCUUGAUCCAGGAGGCCUCUGGAUCACAAGCCCCUUUGCUGCAGCAGCCUAUACAUGCUCAGACUUUGACUGUCCAGAGAGACAGCGUGAUGGCAUUAGACUUUGAAGAUAGGGCUUUUGAGAGGAAACUCCAGAACCUUCAGUUGCUGCGCAAUUUUAUGCCACUUGCACUUAAUGGACGGAAGGGGUCCUUUACCGAAAUGUUUCCCCAUAGAAAUCCACGCUGCAAAAUGGAGGACAAAGCUGUGGACACAUCAGAUUUAGAUCAGGAGCCAGUGGAUGACCCCAUGGGACUUGGCGAAAUUGACUUUACGGCAGCAGCUCUUCUGUUCUGCCUGGAGGAGUCGCCUCGAGCUCGGAGGAUAUCCGACACGGUCUAUGCGUUCGGAGGCACACGUGUUGACUUUGGCACCCAGACGUUUAGUUUUCCUGCUGCCAUCUUGGCAACAAGUACGAUGGUCGGAGAGGUCGCAUCCGCUUCCGCUUGCGAUCGAGCUGCACCUCGCCUUUCGCAGCCAAGUCCGUUUUGCACUCUGCGGCUUGAUCUGACGCUGGAGCAGCUUGUGCCUCGCCCAAGCUGGGCUCCACGAGAGGGCUCCAUGUUUACCUUUGAGUGCGGCCAGCUCUUCCGUCGAGAAGAGUUCCUCUCGCAUUUCCGCAAUGUUCAUGGAGAUAUCCACUCUGGACUCAAUGGCUGGAUGGAGCACCGGUGCCCGUUAGCGUAUUAUGGUUGCACAUACUCCCAGCGCAGAUUCUGCCCAUCCACUCAAGGGUCGAAGGUUGUUCAUGAUCGCCACCUCAGGUCAUUUGGGGUGAAACCCAUCUCAGAACCUGUAAUAGAGCCUAAGUGUGAUCACCUUAGCGGAUUGCCAUUUGAAGUACUUCAACAUGUGGCCCGAUUUCUGGAUGGCUUUAGCCUGUGUCAGCUGUCAAUGGUGUCUCGUACAAUGAGAGAUGUUUGUGCCAGUCUGCUACAGAGCCGUGGCAUGGUGGUGGUUCAAUGGGAAAAGAAGCAAUAUUUGGAUGGAAGACGAACCUGGCAGAUAAAAGACAAGGUUUGGCGUUUCAGCACAGCCUUUAGCCCGGUUAACAGGUGGGAGUUUGCGGACAUCACUAGCAUGGCAGACCACCUGAAACGUUGCCCGUACAAUGAAGUCCUCCGACAGGUGGAGGCGGUUCCACUGCCCUGCAUGUGCACGACCAGAGAGCUCACGCGAGACGGCAGAUCACUCCGAUCUGUUCUCAAGCCUGUAUCAUAACAGUACACAUAACUAAAACACUACAAUACCUAACCUCUUCAAUCUACAAUAUACGAUCACUGUGUAAAUAAAAGGAAACAAAAUAUUUUUUUGUUUUGAUGUUAAGAUUAUUUUUUUAUUAAUAUAUCAAAGAUAAUGUGGUCUGAUGGUGUGUAGUGCAAUGGUUCAUCUGCUAAAAUCAUCUACUCCUCUGACACACACCCAUGCUUUCUUAGCAAGACCAGUGCUGACAGAGGACUGGUUUAAGAGAGUGUAAACACUGAGGCUUAAUUUGGUGCAAUUAUAUGGGCCUCAACCUGUCGAAUAGCACUUGAUUUAUUUGUCUUGACACAGCAAGGUAAUCUCUGUCAGAUAAUCAGAUAAAAUCAGAUAAUGACUUCCGGUUCCUGUCAAUACAUAUCCACACUAUAGGAUAUUUGCAUGGUUUGGUUAAGAUAUCGUGGCUGUUUUAAAAAAGGACCCUUUCUUGGAUCGUCAGUGAUUAUCUCUGGAUAGAUAAGUUGUGCUCAGUUUUAUGCUGAUAUUGUAGACAGGCUCGCUUCACCCUGAUCCAGGAACAGCUGUCAUGCUCAAGAAUUGAAUCUAUGUUGGGUUACAGAGCUGUUCUUCUGUUUUGUUUUUGUUUUUUCUUUUUCUGUCACAUUGUCAUAGAAAAGAGGGUUUUCAUUUACAGCAGUUUUAAAAUGACCUUAAUGGCUUCAUCCAGAAAUGGCACCAAUGGACCUUAGAGUGAACUACAGUUCAUUCAAUGACUUUGUACUGCAGCAUUCAUACUAAAACACCUUAAACUAUCAGCAUGCCAGGUUAGCAUGCCAACCAUAUAUCAACAUUUAGAGUCAAUAUUUGCACUUUACUGAAAUUUGUGGCUGUCUGCUGCGCUCUGACUCGCUGUAUCUUCACUAACCUGGAGCAAAUGGACACUCUGCUAUUGCGUUUCCCAUUGAGUGAGUGAGGGAAAGCUUAGAUAACACUAUAUUUGAUUACAAAGAAGAGCUCUAUUACUUACAUAUAUGUGAUGUGUGACAUAUUUUAACCUGUCUGCAUUUGAAUGUGUGCUGUGAGCAUUUGUGAAAGCUAAUAUUUAUAGGUGUGAUCUGCAGCUAAUUAAACCACAGAAGUGUUUAUUUUCACCUUUACGUACAGUAUAGAAGGUUUAUGGAAAGCUAUGCAGCGUUUACAUGUUAGGAGCUGUUUUAGGCUUCUCAACUUGUGUCGCCCAAGGUUGUGUGUUCAUUUCCAUGUAAUCAAAAUGAAGUGAUUUUUUUUUUUUUUUUGUAAUGCAGUCCAUAUAUUGUAUUACUGAAGCCAUGUUAUCUGAAGUCUGGUUUUUGGUUAUUAGGUUGAUUGUUUAAAAUCUAAGGAGGAGAAAUUGCCAGUACAGCUGUUGGUUGGAGAUGCAUGUGGUUUUUGACUUAUGAAUUAAAAUAUAUCUAUAUAUUUUAUUAUCUUUA
This is a messenger RNA of Ctenopharyngodon idella (grass carp), 4216 nucleotides long. It is a transcript of the gene fbxo30b, whose product is annotated as F-box protein 30b. The coding region runs from base 231 to 2765 and encodes 844 amino acids. The transcript is spliced from 3 exons. NCBI's taxonomy places the organism in Eukaryota, Metazoa, Chordata, Actinopteri, Cypriniformes, Xenocyprididae. The record is from RefSeq and is a predicted model, not a curated record. Gene Ontology annotation, molecular function: zinc ion binding; protein binding; ubiquitin protein ligase activity.